Molecule: messenger RNA, 3673 nt
Organism: Eriocheir sinensis (Chinese mitten crab)
Lineage: Eukaryota; Metazoa; Arthropoda; Malacostraca; Decapoda; Varunidae
Gene: Prp3
Product: U4/U6 small nuclear ribonucleoprotein Prp3-like
Exons: 8
Coding region: 151-1581 (476 amino acids)
Biological process (GO): mRNA splicing, via spliceosome
Cellular component (GO): U4/U6 x U5 tri-snRNP complex
Source: RefSeq, a predicted model, not a curated record
AAAAUGUAGUUACUGGUUGUAUAUUCCUGAAAUUGUGCAGGGAAAAUAUCUACACGUUUGCACGACCCGUAUUUAGUGGCCAGUGUGCAGCUCGUGUGCGGUGGAGGAGGAUGCAUAUAGGUCCGAAGUAGAUGGCAUUAGAUCACAAAGAUGUCACUAUCAAAGCGUGAGUAUGAGGAAUACAAGUUGGCAGUGGACAAGAUGGUCUACAAAUAUGUGUCACGAGACCGUUCAAGCGUGGUAUCAGCCAUUACUCAUGCUGUGGACUCAGGUUCAGACAAAAGAAAAGUGGAGGACAAGCUUAUGGGAUAUGUUGACAAGAGUCUGGCAUACAAGUUAGCUGAAAAGGCUUUUGCAAUCUUGGAAGACCUGGGAGCCAAAGUUAAAACUUCUUCCCGAAAACGCAUUCACAAAGAUGAAAAUGAGCGGGAAAAGGAGAGCAAGCGACCCAGAGUUAAGGAGGAAAAGGAACCUCCUGUGGAAAGUAAGCCACCUCCGCCUCCUUCGUCUGGGCCCAACAACACCGUCAGUCCAGGCCAAAUACAGGCACAGCAGAUUAAGGAUAUUAUGGCUAAAGCUCAAGCUGUUAUUGAAGAGAGAAAAAAAGCCAUGGCUAGCCUCCACCCACCUGAACCCAAGCCAACCACAAAUGGUGCAGCAGUUCCUUUGAUGCCUGGACCCCCACCCUCCUUAUUAGGGGCAAUGGGUGGUGGUGGGGAUGUGAAUUCUCGUAUUGCUGAACUACAAGCCCGCAUUCAGGCUCAGCUGGUGAGCAACCCAACACUCAGCCUUCCUGGACUGCCAGUGGGGGUUCCUGUUGGCACACCACCUUCUCCAGCUGCUGCUGCUAAACCAGUUGGAGAGCAAAGCAAGCCAACACCUCUCAUUCUUGAUGCUGAGGGUAGGACAGUGGACCAGAGUGGAAAAGAGGUUCAUCUGACCCAGCGAAUUCCAACACUAAAGGCCAACAUCCGAGCCAAAAAACGUGAGGAGUUCAAACAGCAGCUACAGGAGAAGCCCCUGGAGGAUACUGCCGAAAGUAAUUUCUUUGAUGGUCGUAUCAGUGGGCGGCCAUCACUGCGAGUGAAGAGGAUGUUCAAGUUCCAUGACCAGGGAAAAUUCAUCCAGCUGGCACAGAGGGAAAGAGCCAAGUCUCGUCUUGAGAAGCUUCAGUUUGAAAUAUCACAAGUGGCCAAAAAAACCGGUAUCUCCUCAGCGGCAAAACUUGCCCAGCUGGAACAGCGAGAGUUGAAGAGUGGCCCGGAUGGCUCUCCAGACAUUGAGUGGUGGGAUGCUGUAAUACUGCAGGGCAACAGGUAUCCAGAAGAAGGGGAGCCGGUGAGGGUAAAGGAUGACUUCAUAACUAGACUCAUAGAACACCCACUUGAAGUUAAGUGCCCUUCAGACCCAACCAAGCCUGUUAGCCUUCAGGUCUUCCUCACCAAGAGAGAGCGGAAGAAGCUGCGCCGUAUGAACAGGCGAGAAACUUGGAAGGAGAAGCAAGAGAAGAUUCGCUUAGGCUUAGAGCCACCCCCAGAGCCCAAGGUGUGUGUGUGUGUGUGUGUGUAUGUAUUUACCUAGUUGUAUUUACUUAGUUGUGAAAUACAGGAAAAGAACCGUACUAGGGGCUCGUGCUGUCCUGUCUCCUUAACGCUUAUUAUCCAGUUUGGCUUUAAAUUCAUGAAUCGUUUUUGCACACACAGUCUCCUCGUCAAGUCCAUCCCAUGUUGUUAUGCUUCUGCAUGGAAAACUGUAUUUCUUGAUGUUUCUCCUACAGUCGCGCUUCUUCAAUUUUUUACUAUUCCCUCUUGUCACACUCCUGUCACGUACCACUAAGUCUUCCCUGUCCAAUUUCCCCAAUCCCUCUUGUAUCCUGCAUAAUGCUAUUAGGUCCCCUCUCUCUUCUUUCCAGUGUUGUUAGUCCCAAUUUCUCCAGUCUUUCUUCAUUAGUAUGUUCUCUCAGAGUUUCCGGUGGUCUGGUCGCUGCUCUGUGUAUUCUUUCCAACUUUCUAAUUUCUUUCUUCAAUCUAGGUGACCACACUAAUGCUGCAUAUUCCAGUCUUGGACGUAUCAUCGAUGUUAUUAGUUUCUUCACCAUUGCUUCAUCUAGAUAUGUAAAUGCUGCUUUUAUGUUUCUAAGAAGAUUGUAUGUCUCCCCAGUUAUUCUAUUUAUAUGCUUUCCAAAGGAUAACUUGUCUGGUAUUGUCAAUCCCAGAUCUUUUUCCUCUGUUUUUUCAUGAUUCUUUCAUUACUCAGAGAGCAGUUCCCCGAUAUUCAUCUACUGCUCUUACCAAACUCCAUCACACUACACUUCUUUGUAUUGAAUGUCAUUUCCCAUCUGCGUGACCAUUCGUUUAUUCUGUUGAGAUCCUGGCUUAGGGCUAUGCAUUGCACAUUGUCCCGCCCAAGUUUAUUUUUAUUUUUAUAAAAGUAAAUGAUGACGUAUAUUUUGAAUUUGAAAAGUGCUUGAGAUAUGAAAGUUUGUUUCUGCACCCCAUGUAUGUUGGUAAAUGUGAUAAAUGAGAUAACCUGCACCCCUUGUAUGACAAGCAAUUGACACUAGACAUGGUACUGUGCUGAAAUUCAUCCAUCCUGUGUAUAUAAACAAAGUCCGCGCAUGCGCAGAUCAGGAUUGGACGGUCUAAAUCUAAAACAAGGGUACGAGACUCGAUGCCAUACCUGGAGUCCUACAAUUUUCAAAAACUGGAGAAAAAAAGGUUUUGAACUGUGGUUCCACAGCAUGGGGUGUUCUCUCAUCCUGUCAGUUAAAUAUGAAACAGCAGUGCUAGUCCACUUUAUGAGUCUCUUGGUGGGCCAUCUUCCACUACUCCUCACUCCUCAGCCACUGCCAAGCCGUCGUCUGUUUGUUUAUAUACAGCCGUGCUGAUGUUUGUACCCACCACUGUUUUCCAUCCGUACAGACAACCGACAACUUGCUCCCGGUUGGGCGUACGGGCAACUGCAGUUGCCAGUAACCCCAACGGUUAGUUCUGUGACUUGCAGAGUUGUCUGCCAGCAUAUCUGACCCACGUGGAUUUGAAAUAAGAUCAUUAGUCCUCACUGAGCAGCCCUGGAGCUCUUAGAUAACAAAACACAGGGAAACACAGUGAUGCUUCAGGAGGAAAGGACAGGGUAGAGAGUGAAGAUUAUUCUGAGUACAAGGAUAACAGUGAUGAAAACAUUGUGAGCAGUGACGGCAGUAGUGAGAGUGACUUAGAGAGUGAUGUUAUUUCACCGUCUGUACUGCACUCUAGGCCAACAAGUGCUUCCAUGACAACAGUGCAGGGUAAGAAGGCUAUAGGCAUGAGGCAUGUGUUCCCCCGACUGAAACACCCAGCUCUGAGGAGGAUUGAAAGUAAGUGAGUAAAGUAGCUGUCUAAAUUAUUUCAGUGUAAAGAACAAUUCAUAUUAUUGACAUUCGGUUAUGAGAGCAAGCAGUGUUCCAUGCAGGCAGCUCACUCACGCCUUGGCUACAUUUCACACGCUCUAUCGUAACUAUUACACAACGUACCGCAAUUUGGAUUUCACCGCUGUGUUCAGUAAGUUAAGACGCUUCAUACAGUGUGAAUAAAUAACAAAAAAAUAUCAGCUGUUUUUACCCAUAUCCAGAGACCAUUUGGUGAAAACAAUACCCGUCAUUUAAGGGUUAAUUUUAAUAGAAAUUUUGACUUAA